Molecule: messenger RNA, 984 nt
Organism: Arabidopsis lyrata subsp. lyrata
Lineage: Eukaryota; Viridiplantae; Streptophyta; Magnoliopsida; Brassicales; Brassicaceae
Product: probable signal peptidase complex subunit 2
Exons: 5
Coding region: 219-797 (192 amino acids)
Biological process (GO): protein targeting to ER
Cellular component (GO): membrane; signal peptidase complex
Source: RefSeq, a predicted model, not a curated record
AAGCCCAGUAAGGCCCAAUGUACCAAAACGACGUCGUAAUAAACCAGUUUUGACUGAAACGUCUUCUAGCUCCAUCCAAUAUAUCGUCUUCUUCCUUCUCCUCGAACCAAAAACAUCAGUCUCUCUUAGUCUCUGCGCUCGUGAAAAUCUCACACUCUGCGUUCGAAUUUUCGAAGAACAUUAGAGAUCUGGUAUUAUCUGGAUCCGAUCUGGUCACCAUGGAAGAGAAGAAGAUAGAAUCAAGCAACAAGAAUGUUAAGAAGGCCAAUCUAUUGGACCACCACUCGAUCAAGCACAUCCUCGACGAAUCCGUCUCCGAUAUCGUUACGAGCCGUGGCUAUAAGGAGGAUGUGAGGUUGAGCAACCUCAAAUUGAUUUUGGGAACGAUAAUCAUCGUUGUUGCUCUUGUUGCUCAAUUCUACAACAAGAAAUUCCCUGAGAACAGGGAUUUUUUAAUUGGAUGCAUCGCAUUGUAUGUAGUGUUGAAUGCGGUGUUGCAGCUGAUUCUGUACACUAAGGAGAAGAAUGCGAUUUUGUUCACCUAUCCUCCUGAGGGAUCAUUCACCAGCACUGGGUUGGUGGUAUCUUCAAAGUUGCCCAGAUUCUCUGAUCAAUACACUCUCACCAUCGACAGUGCUGAUCCAAAAUCAAUCUCAGCUGGGAAGUCAGUUGAGUUGACCAAAAGCGUCACCCAAUGGUUCACGAAAGAUGGAGUUCUUGUUGAGGGUUUAUUCUGGAAAGACGUGGAAGCACUAAUCAAGAACUAUGCAGAAGAAGAACCAAAGAAGAAAAAAUGAUCAUCUUUCCGAGAAAUAUAUGUUCUUAAAAAAACUCCAAAUGUUGCGUUUUAGAAAACUAAAUCGAUGGUGACUUUGUUUAGAGAUGAAACUAAUAUUGGGGUUUUUCCUCAUAGCCAGAUUUUCGAAUUAAUCUGAGAUUUUAUGAUCACCAUUUGGACAAUAAUAAAAAGCUUUAUCUCAGUAA